Messenger RNA from Fusarium keratoplasticum, 1710 nucleotides. RefSeq names its product HET domain-containing protein. The record is from RefSeq and is a predicted model, not a curated record. NCBI's taxonomy places the organism in Eukaryota, Fungi, Ascomycota, Sordariomycetes, Hypocreales, Nectriaceae. The transcript is spliced from 2 exons. Bases 1 to 1710 code for a protein of 569 amino acids.
AUGUGCUUGGAGAUUCCCAGUAUCAUGGAAACUCACCCCAUGUUUGCAACACUCUACCCAUGGGACACCGACGAGGUUCUCUACAAGGACCUGCUUGACCCAUCCACCAAACCCACCGCCAAAACUGGCUGGCCCAAGGUUGCUGGCGCUUGCAAUCUGGCAAUGCAUCUUGGCUACGAAUGGAUCUGGAUAGAUACAUGCUGCAUCGACAAGUCUAGUAGCGCCGAGUUGCCUGAAGCUGUCAACUCCAUGUUUCGCUGGUAUCAAGAAGCGGAUAUCUGCAUCGCCUACCUGGCCGACAUUCGGCACAUGGACCCCAGGCCCGUUAAAUAUGUCACUUAUAUGAGAGACAGCAACUGGUUCACCCGUGGAUGGACUCUACAGGAGUUGUUGGCGCCGCGAGUUGUGGAAUUUUAUUCGGGAGACUGGAAACACCUCGGAUCCAGGAACAACAUCAGCCUGGACCUAGAACGAAUCACAGGAAUCAACGCUGCGUAUUUGAGUGGCCGAAAAAGAGUUACAGAGGCCAGCGUUUCAGAGAGAAUGUCAUGGGCUUCGAGGAGACAGACCACCCGUGUCGAGGACAUGGCCUACUGCUUGCUGGGUAUCUUCAACAUCAACAUGCCCCUGAUCUACGGAGAGAGAGAGAAAGCUUUCAAAAGGCUUCAGCAUGCUAUCAUUCGGGAGAUUGACGAUCAAACUAUCCUGGCUUGGGGUACUGGUUUUGUUGGACUGGAAGAAAUCGAUCAACGUCACGACGACUACCAGCCACUCCUCGCCAGGAGCCCUUAUGCUUUCAAGGACUGUGGUGACCUAGUUCCAUGCAACAGCCCGCAAGCUAAGUCAAGGCUAGAAAUCCUCCAGGACGGUGUAAAAAUCACCUCCCCCAUACUAUGGGAGACCAAGAUCCUUGGCGACACCCACUACAACCCACUCUCUGGUCAUUCUUUUGUGGUGUUGCUUGCACCCCUACAGUGUCGGCGGAGGAGUGACUUCUUCGACUGCAUCGCUCUAGUGCUGAAGUGUGAGAACAUUAGCCAUAACACGACCAGAAGAAGGCUCACACUGGAAGAUAUGCGGCUUCAUAGGGCGACCCAAGGCUGGCAUCUCGUGCCCAGGAAGUUGUGGUGGACUAAGCCCCUUAGACGAACGCUGAUACCGCUCGACGCUCUAGCAGAACUGAAUCACCACACUGCUAGACAGGACGAGGGUUUGAUCAUUCGAACACUCCCGAAAGGUUACAGCAUCAAGGAGUACUACGAUCCCACAGCAACAUAUCAACGUGUUCCGCCGUCACUUCGCAUCCCCGACGCCCAUCCCUGCGGACUGAGCCACCCCAUCAUAGUCAGCAUCGGAACGGACUCACGAAAUAGCAUUGCUCUCAUAAUUCGGUAUCAAUUCGUCCCAGCCCAGCACCCAUCCCCCAAGCCCCAUGUGAAGUCUGAGGCUCGGCGCGCCUCGGCAUCCUCUGACCCUAACUGGCAACCAUGUAGCAUACGAGGCCGCAUUGUUUGUAUUCCCAAUGGCAUGGACCUGAAAAAAGUUGCCAAAAUUGACGAGGCCGAUGUCAGGAAACAGUGGGACGCUUUGAAGGCGAUUAAGCCGGACGCGAGGUUCAUACCAGGCAAGCGGCUGGAUUUUCGGGAGAGUAGGUUGGAGAAGUGCACUUGGUUACUGCCAAAAUUUUUCGAAAGAGCCUGGGUACGGUAA